AUGUCACCCAAAAAUAAUAAAACAAAAACAAGAGAAGAAAUAUUGGAACAGAAAAGACUUACUGAACGACUAAGGUAUGAAAGACUUAAAAAAGAUCCUAAAAAGAAAGAGGAAUUAAGAGAAAAAGUACGUCGCAAAUACCAAAUAAAGAAAGAAAAGGACACAAGAAAAUUAGUCAAAGAUAUGAAUCGUCGUGAACACAAUGCUGUAAAAAAAAAUUGGAAAGAGUAUUGUACAACCUAUCGUGCAAAGAAAAAAGCCUUGCAAGAAGUUACGAAUACUUUUAUUCGGGAAAAUACGCCUGAUUCAGAGUGUCUUGUCGCAGUCUCUCCGACGCCUGCAAGAUCUUCAAUAUAUUCAAUAAUCAACAUGAGAAAGAGUCGAGCCAAAAAGAAGCGCGAAAGAAUUAUAAGAGAAAAGGAUCGUAAGAUUAAUCAUUACAAAAAGAAAUUGGAAAAGUAUAGAAAGAGGUUACAGCGGUUGGAAAAAGCUAAUAUGAAAAAUAUCGUCGACACACCGAAAACAAAACUACAAAAAAUGUGUGAUGUUCCAGAGACUCGCAAAGAAGUCGUUAAAAAGGCGAUUUUUGGUUGA
This is a messenger RNA of Psylliodes chrysocephalus, 594 nucleotides long. The record is from the annotation of a GenBank genome assembly. Lineage: Eukaryota; Metazoa; Arthropoda; Insecta; Coleoptera; Chrysomelidae.